AAAUUUGGCUGCAAUUUGUAAAAGAAAAGAUAAAUAAAAUAAAACAGACGUGAUCGUCGUAAGUAGGAUAGCUGACUUUUUAAGAUGGUGUAAUAUCCGUAAUAACUAAUGAAUUACCUCACAUAUGUCAGAUAAUUGUAUUAUAAUAUUCACUUACUAAAUGUCAAACUGGCAUUAUGUGAGGUUUUAAUUUGAUAUUUUCUUCAAAGAUGGAUCGAUCUGAUACUGAUCACAAAUCGAGAAGUUUAGAACGCAGAUUAUCAGUAGGAGGCGAGUCAUCUAGAUCUUCAAGUAGUGAUAGUGUGCCUGGUGAUCACAGUUGUGAUUUUGAGCCGGCAUUAGAAUUUGAUGACACUGAGUUAGUUCAUGCAGUAGAAGCAGAUAUGGAUUUGGAUAAUGAUAAAGAUACUGUAAAUACAGAUAGUGAUCUACUGGAAUCCCCAAUGUCCGAUGGAUUAAUGGAAGAUAAUUUUGAGGAAAUCCUGGGAACUGAUGCAUUCCAACCUGAUAUUGAUGGUGAUGAUGAUGAAGAUAAUGACAACAAAGCUGUAGAAGCAGAAGAAGAUGACUUUUCAGAUAUUGCUCAGUAUGGGAUUAUUGAAAUUGCUGGUGAUGAUUCUUAUGGCCGAAAGGUCAUUGUUAUAUCUGCUUGUAAAUUGCCUUCAAAUAAAGCUUUUAAUCAUGCAAGGUUUCUAAGGUACCUUAUGCACACUUUAGAUCAGUUUGUAGAAGCUGAUUACACUCUUGUAUACUUCCAUUAUGGAUUGAAUAGCAAAAAUAAAUUACCUCUGAGUUGGCUUUGGGAAGCUUACAAGGCUUUUGGAAGAAAAUACAAGAAAAAUUUGAAGGCUUUGUAUCUAGUCCACCCCACUAAUUUCAUCCGAUUUGUUUGGAGGUUAUUCAAGCCUGUCAUUAGUGCAAAAUUUGGAAAGAAAGUUAUGUAUGUAAAUUAUUUGCACGAGUUGAAACAGCAUCUUCAUUUUGAUCAACUUGCCAUUCCAAAACCUGUUUUAGAACAUGAUAAAAAGUUAGUAGCUCUGUCAAAGAAUUCUAAGUUAACAUCUUCUAGUUCUUUCCAUACCAACAUACCAUCAUUUGAAACUCAACAGUUCAGAGUUCCAAUAUCUUAUAUAAAAGAACAUAACAAAGGUGACGUCAUUCCACGUGUCAUGAGAGAAUGCAUUGCCUAUUUAGAUAAUGACAAUGCAUUGGAAACGGAAGGUAUAUUCAGACGUUCAGCCAACACCAAAAUAGUACAAGAAGUCCAGGCUUUAUUUGAUGAAGGUAAACCUGUAUGUUUUGAUGAUUAUGGUGAUAUCCAUGUGCCUGCUGUGAUAUUAAAGACUUUCCUUAGGGAGCUGGAAGAGCCUAUACUUACAUUUGAGUUAUAUGAUGAAAUUAUGACUUUUCAAGAAUUGACAUCAAUUGAAAAAUUACCUGUUGCCAAAUCCUUGAUAUUGCACAGACUUCCAGAAGAUAAUUAUGAAGUGUUAAGAUAUUUAUUUGAAUUUUUAGCUAAGGUGAUAGAUCGCAGCGAUCUAAAUAAAAUGACAGCAUCGAAUUUGGCUAUUGUGUUUGGACCAAACCUAUUGUGGGCUCGCAACAAACAAGCUUCCUUGUUUUCCAUCACCAAAAUCAAUCAUUUCACUGAGUUCCUGUUAAAGUAUCAUGACCUGAUUUUUUCCAAGUAGGAAUUCUAAACAAGAAUACGCAAGAAAAAAGGGCAAGAGAAAAAAUUAAAAAGGUGCUAUGAGACUUAAAUUGUCGACUACAUUCACCGGUGUCUAAAAUUAAGAUUACAAGGCCUUCUAUGAGUAUUGUCAGUAGUUGUUGCUGUGCUGGGAUUAAGAUUGCUAUCUGUUCCAGUGACACGCACAUUGAUGAAUAUGGUUGUUUCCUACCUUAUUCUAUUGUGUCAUUGCUAAUCGUAUUACGGUACCUGGCUUAGGAAGUCGAUAGAUAUAUUUACUCUGAUAACUGUUUGCUCAAAGAAAUUCUCAAUGAUUUAGUUAUUUAUAUAAUUUAAUUCAGGUUUGAUUGUGCAUAUCAUUCAGGUUAGAAAGUGUUUUGAUUGAUGGAUAUUUUUAUAAAAUCAACUACAGCAUAAGAUAGUUAUUAUAAAGAUAAAUAUUCAGAAUUUUAACGAUAACUCUGGUUUGUGAACUGUUUUGAAACUAAUGUUUCAAUAUAAAUGUUUCAAAUAAAAAUAGCAACAGAUAUUUAUAUGACUAUCUUAUGUAAAUACUACAAGAUUGCACAUAUUCUUCAAGAGAAAAAAUAGUAUUAUAAAUAAUUUUAUAAAAAUUUUCUGUUAAACUAUUUAUUGUUUAAAUCUACAUUCUCUUUUUUUUAAAAAAAAUGGAACUGUCAUAAUAUUUGUAUAAUAUUACUUUUCUUAAUAUUUAUUAAAAUUCUUUGCUAGGUUUUUGUCUCUUUAUGGAAUAAAACAGCAUUUUUUGAAAGUUGAGUGCAUUUCAAAUAGAUUUUUUUAGAACGUUUAUUUGCUUGUCUUUUUAGGGUAAUUUAAUCAGAAAUAUUCUUUAAAUUUUUCUUAUUUAAUGAGAACAUUUUAAUUCAGAAAUAACAUUUUUUAGAUUCUUAUUUUGUUUCUUUAUAUUGAAGUGACUUAUAUUGAUAAAGGUUAUAAUUAUGAUCAAUUUCUUUUUUUUUAAACAUACAUUACUGAUAAGAAGAAUUUUGGAUACGAUUUUUUGUCAUAUGCUUUUUACAUUUAUUGAUUUCAACACAAAUUUUUUUGUACUUAGAUCAAGAAAAGAACAAAUUCUUUAUCUUCUUUUCUUAUUAUAAAUAUAUUUAUUUUGUAAAAAUGGAGAGUUAUUAUUAUUUGUAUGAAAAUUUAUACUCUGUUGCUUUGAAUACAGAAAGCUAAAUUGCUUUAUCAGUAUUUAGCAUUUAGUGCAAAAGUCUAAGCGAUAGAAGUACACCAAACAAACAAAAAAAAGAAUUAAGAUUUUUAAUAUUUAUUUUUCUCUCAUAUGUGUAUAUAAAUUAUACAUGGAAAUAUUUCUAUUCUUUAAACAAAUAAGUGAAUAUUUAUCUGUAAUUUUAUUUUAUUCUAAUUUAUUAAUUUUUCUUCAUUCUUAUUACCUGUCAUCUGAUAACUAUUUUAAUUUAUUUUUGAUUUUGCUUUAUGGAAGGUUUUAUUCUAAUUAAUGUAAAAUAAUUUGGUAAUUUUAUCAAAAUUGAAUAAAUUUUUUAAAGUAUAUCAGUAGUUUUUUACAUUUAAAGCUUUCCAAAUAUACAAAAAAUUAAAAAAAAGAGUGGUCAAAAUAUUAGAGCUAGUCAUUAAAUAAUGAACUGAAGUAUGGUCAUGGCAUUGUAGGAAGUGUGUUUUGUACUAUUCAGAAUUUUAACAAUUGAAUGAAUGAUGAAAUAGAUAGUUGAGUUAGUGACAAUACGAUUACUGUUGUUGGAUUUAAAUGCUAAUCUAUAGUUUUGAAAAAUACUUUAUUUCUUUCUUAAUGAUUAAAAAAACAUCCUUGUAUUUUCUAAAAAUUGAUUGCAAUUUAAAAUAAUAUUAUCUAAAUAUAAAUUAUGGUUGGAAAUUUGUAAAUUAGAAUAUGAAUUCCUUUUUUUAUUGUUUGAGAUUUUUUUGUUAUUUUUAAUAUUAAUAAUUUUAAAAAAAAUAGUGUCUGUGGUUGAGAAAAGAAAAAAAAAUUAUUUUUUCUUUUAUAUACCCCCUUUUUUUAUAUUUUGUAUGCUGUUCUAAGAACGUAUAUAAUCUCUAAAGUUUAAAGCUUUCUGGUGUAGGUCAAGUUUUGGAUUAUAAUCAAGAAGUGGUUUAGUAAAACCAGUGAUAGUUUUUCUCAUGGGUGCAAGAGACUCUUACCUCAAGACCUUGGGGUAGAGGACUUAGUCUAUUCAAAAAAAGAAUUGCAAGGCUGAUUUAAUGGCAGAAUUUUCAAUAUUAAGUUGGGAGUGAAAUCUCAAAAUAAUUUUAUGUCUGUGGCCUCAUAUUUUCAAAAACUACCAGUGAGUAAAUUUUCUUUAUCUUAUCAAAUUUCUUUUUUUCUCUUUCUGCUUCAAAAUGUAUUAGCAUCUCCCUUAAUUAAUAUUAAAUAUAGAUUUUUGUAAAGAUUAAGUGCAUUAUAAUUACUAUUAUUUUCUUAUUGCUUUUAAUCAUUUUAAUCUGAAAAAUAAGAAAAAAUUCAAUUUAAAACUGACUGAUAAAAAUAAAUUUGAAUGAAAAAAUAAAAUAUAAUUUUUAAAAAUUGUUUUUUCUUCAAAAUUUCAAUUUAUACUAUCCAUUUUAAUCUUACCUCAAUCUUUAAUAGUUGAGAUACAGGCUAGACUCAGAUUUAAUCUGUACCUACUUAACGAUACUUUUGGAUUGCUAGAUCUAAAACUGCCUUUUUGUCCUUUACAAUCUUUUUUAUAUAUAUUUUGGUGAACUAUAUAAAUACAGAUCCAUAAUUUAGUGAUAUACCAACUAUUUCAGUGAAAUUAAGUCAUCUAUGUUUUUCUUAAACUAUGCUAUGCCUGUUAUUGAUCCUGUAUUCAAUAAUUAAUUUAGUUCAUAUAAUUCUUCUUUUAUUGUAUAAAAAAUUUUUAAUUAACAUGAAUUAUUUAGUACAGAAUAAUAAAAUUCAUUAUAUAGUCAACAGUUGAAUGCACUAUUCAUUAGUAAACAAACCCUAAAAAAUAAUAAUAAUUUGAAAUGAAGUUAUUUUCAUGAAAUGAUAACUAAAAAGAAAUCCAUUAUUGUAUUUUUUUUAAAAAAAAGUAAUAAAAUGUGCUGUGAAAUGGAUUGUAGUUGAUUCGGUUGUACAUUAUAAACUGCUGAGGCUUUGGUAUAGUUUUCAAUAAUAAACCUAUAAAUCUUUAAAAUUGUUAUUUCCUAUUUACAUAACUAUAUUCAGUUAUAUGGUAGAAGUAAAUGUUAAGCUAUAAAAAGAUAAUUAAUUCAGUGCUUUAAAAACUUUUUUUUUAAUAUCAGAAAUGCAUUUUCAUUGAAAUAUUCAUCGAUAUUGGAAACUGCAAUUUUGAAACUUGAAUCUGAGACAUAUGAACAAAUGAGAUUGAAGGAUAUGCACUUAUUCAUUAUUGGCUUUUGUGGUAUACCACAUUUUACUUGAUAAUCCUUUAAUGAAACUGAAUAUUUCUUAAGUCAUUUCCUUAGAUUAGAACAAACUUCAGAGCCUUUUAAUUAAGAAUUUAUUUAUUUAUUCUUAUAUUUUUUUGGUAUUAUAUCAUAUGUAAAAUAUGUAGACUUUAUAUUUUGUGUAAUGUGUGAAUGAUGAUGAUUAGUACAUAUGUGAGCUUGGACCUGUCGAUUUGGAUGUUUUAUUUAAUCUUGUAUAUAGUUAGAUAUCAGUGUAUUAUUUAGUAUAGAUCAUUGCUAAAUGUGAUAAAAUUAUUCAUUGUCUUGUGAUUAAAAUAAAACUUUAUGGAAAUUGUAUGUAUUAAGUUCUGUGUUUGCUGUAAAAAGUAUGCAGUAUCAAAAAUAAUUAUCAUUAUGUGUUUAUUUUAAUUUGUUAUGCCAUAUGUUUUGAGCUUUAACAACAAUCAAGCUUUUUCUAAAUUUUAAGUACUAAGAAACUUGUGAACAGCAAUGGUAUUACCUCAGAAUUAUGUGUUAGUAUUAUUUUCUUAAACCAUAUAAUCUAUUAUUACAUCCAUUGAUUCACUCUGGUUAAUCAUCAGCAAAUUAUAUAUUUUAUGAAUAUAAGUGUAAUUACAAAAUAUUAACUAAAUUUCUAAAAGUAUUACUAAUAUGAAAAUAAAUUAUAAUUCUUAAAAAAAAUUGAAAGCCCCCCAAAAAUUAGACAUUCUUGUUACUUGUUUUUUGUAUUACGACAUAACUUUUAUACAGUGGUCUAGUUCUUGUUACCAAUGUUAAAUUGUAUUGUUUUUGUUUAUAAAAAUGCUGAUAGAAAGAUCCAGCUAUGUGACUUGCAGUAGUACAGGUACAUAGUGUCUUUAAUGUAAUCUCAUUUGAAGUUAUUACAGAAUACAGGAUCUGAUUACCUAGAGAAUCAUUAAAAAAAAAAACAGGUUAUGUUUCUAGUAAAGUAAUUUUUGUAAUUAUUGUUUAACUCAAAAAAAAAAAAAAAAAAAGAAAGAAAAGAAAAGAAGGCAUUCUAUUUGCUGGAUGGCAAAAAAGUGAAAUAAUAAAAAUGAAAAUUAGGUAUUUGCUUCUUCCUUCAGUUAGCAUUGAAGAGUGCAAUUAUAUUUUUUUAAAGUUAUAUUAUUUCAAAAUAUGAUAAUUGUUUGAUAAUUGCCCUCUAAGUGCAGUUCAACCUAAUGAUUGCACAAUUUUUGCAAUGGUACUAAAAAGAAUGUGUCCCAUAUCUUGUUAAUGUAUGAGUAAUUCUAUAGUAAAUUAAUUAGUAUUAAUUUCUGAAGGAAUUUUUGAAAUUUUUUAUUUUUACCUUGCAAAUGUUUGGGUGCCUUAAAAAUGAGGCCUGAAGAAAACUAAACAGUUCACCAAUUAUCAGGUUUAGAAAGGUGCUUGUUAAUAUUCAUGCUACCAGGGAUGCUCUCCUAUCAAAACCGGUUAAAUUAGUUUUGGUAAAAUAUAUCUCUAUAUUAAAAUUUAUUUUGUUUGCCCUGAUAAAGGUAUAUGUUGAGAAUUCUUUUUCUUUGCAUGUAAAAAAAAAAAAAAAAGCAUUAAUGUUAUGAUCCUUUCCCUUUAAAUAUAUUAAUCUUGCAUAUUAGCUGAAUCAUCAGACAUAAAAACUUUACUAGAAUUUCUUACUGAAUUUGACAUUGAGCUGACUUGACUGCGACUAACAAUUGUAUAUUUUUAUCUAUAUGGAAGAAACAGCAUUUAGGAAUUUCAAAGAAACAGUUGUAAAUAAGUAGGACUCGGAAGAUUUUCUAAUGUUUCAGACUAACUCUACUUGUUGUAGGUUUUCUGUUAGAAGUAUAUAACAAUGAAAUCUAUGAAUCCAAAGGAUCUUAAAUCAUCAAAUUAUAAUUAAAAAUGUAUGCACAACAAUUUUUUCAGAGAAAUUCAAAUAAAACUUUGAAAACUCCAAAAUAUCAAUCAGUUUUGUAAACAAAAGUAACAAUUUAUAAUUUGCUUUUAGAGACAUUCUUAUAUUAUUCAUGUGAGGUAUUCGUAUAAUUUUACAGUUUGCUCUUUUAACUUGUAAAGAAUAUACAGAAAUAUGUAUACUUCUCUAAUAGAUCUAUUUUUUAAAUAUUUAAAUGUAAAAAAUUCUGUUAUUAUUUUAUGUAUAAAUUUAUGAAUUCUAAAUACUUUCUCUUUUUUUACUCUGUUUCUUAACUCUGAUAAUUAAUUUUUAAUUGCUUAACACAUACUUUUUUCUUUGAAUUCAAAGGCAAAACAUCAAAGCAGUUUUUAAAAAUUUUAAUUUCAUAAGCUGAAAAUUAAUGAAAAAGUUCAAAGUAAAACUUCUGUAUGUAGCAAGUUUUGAAGUGUAAUUAUUUCAUAAACAAUUUCAAGUUCAACAAUAAGUUGACUUUUGCCAUUGAUAUUAGAGAUGAUGACUACAGCUGCUCAAAUGGUCCUAUUUUAGAUUCAUAUUAGAAUAAGAUUAUUUAGUGUUUAUUGAAAUAAUUUCAAUUGUAUUCACUUUCAAUUCAAUUCAAUUCACUUUUCUGAAAACCAACUUUUAUAAGUAUUAAGAAUUUAACAUCACAAGAGAAAACUAGUUUGAAGAAAGGUUUGGGGUUUUUUUUUUAUGAACCAUAGUAUCCUUAAACAGCUGUCUUCCACAUAUCAAGAAGUUUUGUUGACAAAUAUCUUGUAUAUCAAUGGCAACUCAUGCUAUGACAACAACCAUAGUCUUUUUAAACCUGAAUGAUUCUUCCUGAAAUGUUGAUCUACUUUCAUGUAUUUUAUUUCCAUCGAUGCUGAUGGUUCUGUUCUUAAUUUGUGAGCUUUAUAUAUUUAACAUACACAUUUUAAAUCCAGGUAAAUUUACAAAAUAAAUUGAAUUUUAAUAUUUUUUCUUAAUAUUUACCAUAAUCAUUGUUCUCAUGUUAAAGUGAAUAGGUGUAAUGGAAGAAAUAAUUAUAACUCAUACAUUCAACUUCUUAACUUAUGAAAGUUUUGCACGUAUUCUUCAUAUUCAUUGCACACUUUAUUGCUGUUCUCGCAUCACAGAAAACAUAGGUGUUUGCUUGUUUUGGUUUUGUGAUCUAGUUGGUAUAUAUCUGAGAGCUUGAUAUUUGUUUGUUUUGCUAUUGAUUACUUAAAUUUGUACAUAUUUAUGAUUUGUUUUUCUUUUGUUUCUGACGUUGCAAAUACAGUAGAUUGGUUUAAAAAUAGACUUAAGUCAUACUUUGAUAAUUUUCUGUUUGUUUCAAAUUCUGAUGGUAUAUUUUUCUUAAGUAAUGAGUCUGUUCUGUUUAUGUUUUGAUCCUUUUCAUUUAAGUUUAAUAUAUUUUUUAUGUGUAUAGAGAUCUCUGUGUAUUAUUCAAAAAUAUUAUGUACAUACUAUUCUUUUGUACAAUUGUUCUAUUGGAUUGUUUAGUAUCGCAUGUUCCCAAACAUAUUUCACAACUUUUUGAAAAAUCAUUUAUUAAUUUAUUCUUUCUUUAGAUCUGGAAGUUUUAUUGAAAUAUUAAAUAUGAUUAUUUUUAUAUUGCUUGGAUAGAUACAUAAAGAGUCUAAUGUGACAUUUUAGAAGCUAGUUUUCUUUUUGGCAAUAGCUUAGAUAACUUUUCACUGUUAUUGAAUAAUGUUUGAUUCGUAUUUUAUUUAAUUUUCUAGAUUUUUAUUUAGUUGUGUGCAAUAAUUUUUUUUAAAAAUCUUUAUAGGUCUAGUAUUUUACUUUUUUGCUUAUUUAUUUAUGAGAAGUUUAAAAAUUGUAAAUAAGAUAUAUUUCUAAUUCACCUUUUUAUUACAUUUUACCAUUUGAAGACACUUUUAAGGUUUUGAAAAUAAUUUAUCUUAUGAUUUUUUUUACACAUUUUUAUGUUUUUAUCAUUUUUUAUUUGUUAAAAUGGAGUUUGGUUAUCAAAAUUUCACUCAUUUCCUAAUGUAACAGACUGUCAAAAAUUUGUACUUUUGUGUGUACUUGAUAAUAGUAUAUAAUAUUUUGAAAAUUUAAUUUAAAUUAAAUUAUGAUUUCACUUCAAUGGUUCUGCCUGGUAGUAAAUUUGAGGUUUGAAAAAAUGAUUUAAAAAUUCCAUAUUAUUUAUUUUAAUGAAUUAUAAAUUAAGACUUAAAAACAUAGAAAAUAAUUAAAAUAAAAAAAGUUCUACUUUUUUAACACAUUGAUCAAAGUGUCUUCAAAGUUAAUCAUUUUAUUUAUUUCUCAUACUUAUUUGCCAGUUUUAUUUUUAUUCUUAAGUUUAUUUGGUUUGGGAACAAGUGAUAUCUGAUGAGCUUUGUUAAUUAACAGUUUUGUUUUCUAUUGUACAGGAGAAAUAUGCCAUAUUUUGUUAUUCAGAGCUUCUAAGGAACUUUUGUGUGUGUUAUAUGACCUAUUGAAGAAUAUCGAAUCUCAGAUAUUUAAUUAUUGUUGCAAUACCAAUUAUUUUUAUUAUUCAAUUUUAUUUUUCAAAUACUAUGAUUUAUAUAUUAUGAUGUGAUGGGAAACUAUUGGAUAUUUAUGAUGCACAUAGCUGAAUAACAUAGAUAUAUAUUUAACAACUUUUUGACCCGAAAGGUGCAUCCCAUGGUUAUAUGUUAUUAUUACAUUAAUAUAGUUAACUCAUUUUUUUGAGUGAAUUAAUGAGAAUACUCCAUUCUUAAAACUUUUAAAUCAUCUUUGUAGUUGUAUUGAAAGAAGACAGAAAAUUUUGUAUGUAAUGCUUUUCUUUGUAUUAUGCAGAAUUUGCCCUUACUAAGCAUUUAUACUUGUACAAGAGUUGUUUCGUAAAUGUGUUACUGUAUGUACUCAGAAUCAAUAUUAAAUCUCUCUCUACCUUUUUUUCAAUACUAGUCUUUAAAAGUAAGCAGUUUUAUACUGAGUAAACCCACUUGUCAAAGUGAAUUAGCUUACAGUUUGGAGGUUUUAAACCAAAAUAUAUAAUUAAUUUUAUGAUGGCUAGUUGACCUUUAUAGAACGUUUACAAACUUUUAAUCAGUAACGGAUAUUUAUUGUAAAUUAGCACAUGAAAUACAGUACAUUUUGACAUUC
Argiope bruennichi is the source of this 10079-nucleotide messenger RNA. RefSeq names its product rho GTPase-activating protein 1-like. Bases 210 to 1691 code for a protein of 493 amino acids. The transcript has 13 exons. NCBI's taxonomy places the organism in Eukaryota, Metazoa, Arthropoda, Arachnida, Araneae, Araneidae. Gene Ontology annotation, biological process: small GTPase-mediated signal transduction; negative regulation of endocytic recycling. Gene Ontology annotation, cellular component: cytoplasm. The record is from RefSeq and is a predicted model, not a curated record. Gene Ontology annotation, molecular function: GTPase activator activity.